Messenger RNA from Fusarium vanettenii 77-13-4, 1014 nucleotides. RefSeq lists its product as uncharacterized. The coding region runs from base 1 to 1014 and encodes 337 amino acids. The transcript is spliced from 4 exons. NCBI's taxonomy places the organism in Eukaryota, Fungi, Ascomycota, Sordariomycetes, Hypocreales, Nectriaceae. The record is from RefSeq and is a predicted model, not a curated record.
AUGGAGACACCCCGUGAGCAUGAGAGCCCCGUAGGGGGCGACAGAACUCCAAAACGCCGACGACUUCCACGAUCAUCAUCACGACGUGCUCAAACUUCAACCCCAAAGCCGCAACAGCCAAGGGAGAUGGAAUUAUCACAGCCUCCAGAGCAACCACAAUCACCAUCUACCGCAUCUCUGCCUCGUCAAGAGACACGCGCAGAAGUCCUCGCACGACACAAGGCUUGGAGAGAAUGUGGCACAUCAGGAGAUUUGAAGCCUUGUGAUACCUGCCGAAAGUCGUUUCACGCGACAUGUCAGCAACAGAGUGUCGCCAUCAUUCGAGAGAGCUGGCACAUCGAGCCGCCGAUGGUCACGCCCCCAGUGUCACCUCCGUCUGGGGAUCACGAUACUCUUGACACGUCUCAACGGACUACGGAAUCGAGAAAUGAGGCAAAGGCAUCCUCGGCUAGAAAGUCUCGCUUCAAUACCUUGCCGAUAGAGGUCGACUCAGCGCUUUGGACUGUGUACCGAGAGCUUGAAAAUGGCACGAUUCUCCAAACAAAGGUUACAAAUUUAGAGCGAGAUGUCACUCGUCUACAUCAGGUGGUGCAAAUGCACAUGAACGAGACGCUUGCGGCGGGGGGUGUCAUCAGGAAAUUAAGGGCAGAGCUGGAGACGGUCCGUCGUGAAGCGGCAGACAGGCACGCAGAUUCUAAUGAGAAGCACAGACUUGAGGCCAGAAACAAGGAGCUGGAGCUGGAGGUCACGGAUACGAGGAGGCAAUUGGAGACGGCUAACAGGACUUUGUUAGAAUGGAAGCAACACUUGACGGCUCUGAUAGGGGACAGAGCUUCGAGUCUGAUCACGUCGGUAGAUAAGAACGGUAUUCUAAAAGACCAGGUCUACCGACGAGCAAACCCAGAAGCAAGCCAGGUCGGGUCAUCGCAGAGCAUGAGACCUGGAAAAGGGGGGGCGGAGAUCCCGGCAUCAGAUACAUCAAGUGAUACGUUUCUUUCCUUUGGCCCGACAUGA